GAUUGGCCCCCAGUCCUGCGCGGCGGCGUGGCCGUCAGGGAGCUGGCGUGGCUGGCGGCUAGGACUCUGCGGCGCAGCGGCUCCUUUAAGCACCUCCCGGCACCGCCCCCGCCGCCCCGCCCCCGGCACGGCCUGGGUCUGUUUGGCCGUGGGGUUGGGUCCGCGCGGACCGCGAUGGAGCUGCACAUCCUAGAGCACCGGGUGCGGGUGCUGAGCCUCGCCCGGCCCGGUCUCUGGCUCUACACUCACCCACUCAUCAAGCUGCUCUUCCUGCCCCGCCGAAGCCGGUGCAAAUUCUUCAGCCUGACGGAGACCCCUGAGGAUUACACGCUCAUGGUGGACGAGGAGGGCUUCAAAGAGCUGCCCACGUCUGAGUUCCUACAAGUGGCCGAGGCCACGUGGCUAGUGCUGAAUGUGUCAUCCCACAGCGGCACAGCAGUGCAGGCUGCUGGGGUCACCAAGAUUGCCCGCUCAGUAAUUGCACCGCUGGCUGAGCACCACGUGUCCGUGCUGAUGCUGUCCACCUACCAGACAGACUUCAUCCUGGUGCGGGAGCAGGACCUGUCCGUGGUGAUCCACACACUGGCCCAGGAAUUUGAUAUCUACCGAGAGGUGGGCGGGGAGCCUGUUCCUGUUGCCAGGGAUGAUUCCAGCAACGGCUUUCCCCGUGCCCAGCAUGGGCCCAGCCCCACAGUGCAUCCCAUCCAGAGCCCACAGAACCGCUUCUGUGUCCUCACGCUGGACCCUGAGACACUGCCAGCCAUCGCCACCACCCUCAUCGAUGUCCUCUUCUACUCGCACAGUGGCCCUAAGGAGGCAGCCUCUGGCAGUCCUGGAUCCAGCUCCAUCACCUUCUUUGCUUUCUCCCUCAUCGAGGGCUACAUCUCCAUUGUCAUGGAUGCUGAGACACAGAAAAAGUUCCCCAGUGACCUGCUGCUGACCAGCUCCUCGGGGGAGCUGUGGAGGAUGGUGCGCAUCGGCGGACAGCCCCUGGGCUUUGAUGAGUGUGGGAUCGUGGCCCAGAUUGCAGGUCCCCUGGCUGCGGCUGACAUCUCUGCCUACUACAUCAGUACCUUCAACUUCGACCAUGCCUUGGUGCCUGAGGACGGCAUCAGCAGUGCCAUCGAGGUCCUCCAGCGCCGGCAGGAGGGCCUGAGCUCCUGAGCAGCAGCCUCCGGCCUCUCCCCUUGCCCUCAGGCUUCCAGAGAUUUCUCGAAUAUUUCCUCAAGCUCUGGCACAUUCCUGCUGGGGGAUCCCUCCUUCUGCUCUGUGUUUAUAAGCUGUGGGCAGAGCACCGGCUCUAACGUGGAUACACGUGUCUGCCCCCCGCAGGGGAAUACGGUGCUCAGGGCUUCCUCCAGGAAGCCCUCAACCCAUCACUCCCUGCUGGGCCUCGGCGUUUGCACAUUCCCUGCCUGAGGCCCAAGCCUUCCCCCUUUGAGUAGCCCUGUCUGGCUGGCUGCUCCUGGACAGGGCCCUGAUCUCCGUUCUGCCUCGGGCUGGGGGUUGCCUUCCCUGGCCAGGUGAGUUCUGACAAGUGCCUCCCCUUCCUGGGACCACCAGAAGUAGUUUUACAUCUCUCUCUCUCUCUUCCUUUUUUUAUCAACUUGUUAAUAAAGAGCUUGCAGUGA
Molecule: messenger RNA, 1631 nt
Organism: Phacochoerus africanus (Common warthog)
Lineage: Eukaryota; Metazoa; Chordata; Mammalia; Artiodactyla; Suidae
Gene: CASTOR1
Product: cytosolic arginine sensor for mTORC1 subunit 1
Exons: 9
Coding region: 175-1164 (329 amino acids)
Biological process (GO): negative regulation of TORC1 signaling; cellular response to L-arginine
Cellular component (GO): cytosol
Molecular function (GO): arginine binding
Source: RefSeq, a predicted model, not a curated record